Messenger RNA from Metarhizium robertsii ARSEF 23, 771 nucleotides. Its product is annotated as alanine racemase-like protein. The transcript is spliced from 3 exons. Gene Ontology annotation, cellular component: intracellular anatomical structure. Gene Ontology annotation, molecular function: pyridoxal phosphate binding. The record is from RefSeq and is a predicted model, not a curated record. Bases 1 to 771 code for a protein of 256 amino acids. NCBI's taxonomy places the organism in Eukaryota, Fungi, Ascomycota, Sordariomycetes, Hypocreales, Clavicipitaceae.
AUGCGCGUCGAUCCCACGAGAGCCCAGGCUCUCAUCUCGCAGCUGUCGUCUGUCAAGGAGCGCAUCGGUGGCCUCGCCCAUGGCCGUGAUGUCAGGCUCGUCGCCGUAUCCAAGCUCAAGCCCGCCAAUGACAUCCUCGCCCUCCACCAGGCGCCCGCCUCCCACCGUCACUUUGGCGAAAACUACACGCAGGAACUCACUCAAAAGGCACAGCUCCUCCCCAAGACCAUACAAUGGCACUUCAUCGGCGGCUUACAAUCAGGCCACUGCAAGACGCUCGCCAAGAUCCCCAACCUGUUCUGCGUCUCAUCCGUAGACACCCUCAAGAAGGCAGCCCUCCUCAACACCACGCGCGGCGCCCUCCUCGCCUCGGACCCAUCGCUGCCCAAGCUGUCCGUCCACGUGCAGGUCAACACGUCCGGGGAGGAAGCCAAGUCCGGCUGCGCCCCGGGCGAAGAAACCGUGGCGCUGUGCCGCGAAAUCAUCACCAACUGCCCGAACCUGCACCUCCUGGGGCUCAUGACCAUUGGCGCCAUCGCGCGGAGCAAGGCCACGACCGCGGACAAUGAAAACGACGACUUUAUCGCGCUCAAGCAGCAGAGGGAUCUGGUGGCCAGGCAGCUGGCGCUCGACGACGCGAGGCUGGAGCUGAGCAUGGGCAUGAGCGAGGACUUUGAGGGCGCCGUCGUUUUGGGCAGCGGCGAGGUGAGGGUUGGCAGUACGAUUUUCGGCACGAGGCCCGCAAAGGCCGAUGCAAAGAUUAAGGAGUAG